AUUGUGCAGUCCAUCUGCUCAAAUGCCUUAGAUUCAAUCUCCCAGUACACUGGUUCAGACUGGGAAUCUCUGGCAAUUUCAAAGUUCAACAAGGAAAUAGAACAAGAAGCAUUUCUGGGUUUUGGAAGAUGGAAGUAGUAGAUCAUAAAACACAUAGCUUGGAGAAUGGAAAAGCAGCUGAAGAAGAAGAAGUAGUAGAUGAGAAUGCAAAUGUUUUACAAUUUACGGAUUCAAUGGACGCUUAUCUCACCCUCACCCAUUCUUUAUCUUCCACACUUCGCCAGGGAUGGUUUGAACUAGCAAGUGCUCGACAUUCCAUGGGUACUUAUCGUGUGAACACUUUCUUGUUAGACCAUACAUCUCAUCCUACUGCUACAUCAUUGUUUGUAGAUGAGGGAAAAGAACCGCAUUUUACUUUAUGUAAAUGGGGAUCUUAUGGUAAUGAGAGGUUGUUGGGAGAGGAACAAUCUAGCCAGGACAAAUCGCAUCCACAGCUACGACACAGGGGCGCUACCCAGCUUUCUGAGGAGAAGACCUCGUCGGAGAAUAAAGCUUCGUGUGAAAUUGACAACCCGGUUCAAAAGGAGAGAUCUAAGUCGCUGUCAGUAUUUGGAACUCUUGUUUCUCCAAAGCUCCGAGCCGCUCAGCUAUCAUUUGAAACAGCACUAGAUACAAUUGUAGAGAUAGCAAACACGCGCUCGGAAAUGCUCUGUGCUUUCGAUAAACUCAGCAAGAAAUCGGGAGCCUGUAAGGAUGAAAAAUAGUUGUCUCAUUCCGGUAACUCUGCACAAUGCGUACCCCCAUUUAUGUUAUCCCUGCUAUGCUUUUCCUCUCUUCUGAACUCAGUAACUCGGACAUAUGUGUUGAUAUUCCAA
This is a messenger RNA of Hibiscus syriacus, 875 nucleotides long. Its product is annotated as coiled-coil domain-containing protein 115-like. The transcript is spliced from 6 exons. The record is from RefSeq and is a predicted model, not a curated record. Gene Ontology annotation, biological process: vacuolar proton-transporting V-type ATPase complex assembly. Gene Ontology annotation, cellular component: extrinsic component of endoplasmic reticulum membrane. Lineage: Eukaryota; Viridiplantae; Streptophyta; Magnoliopsida; Malvales; Malvaceae. The coding region runs from base 129 to 764 and encodes 211 amino acids.